AUGACUGACCCGGAGAAGCAGCCCGAACAACCUAAGGCUGUUCAACAACAAAAGCAAGUCAUCGCAAACAAGGUGACCGGGACCGUUAAGUGGUUCAAUGUAAAGAGCGGGUAUGGAUUCAUUAACAGGGAUGACACCAAAGAAGAUGUAUUCGUUCACCAAACCGCUAUCGUUAAGAACAAUCCCAAAAAGUUUGUUCGGUCCGUGGGAGAUGGAGAAGUCGUCGAAUUUGACGUUGUCGUGGGUGAAAAGGGAAACGAAGCAGCGAACGUGACCGGACCCAAUGGUGAAGCUGUUAAGGGAUCUCCCUAUGCUGCAGACAAGCGUAAAGUUUAUCAGUGGUAUUACAGACGACCCAUGCCAAAUCGUCCGCGAAGGCAGAGAGACGAAGAAGGAGACGGGAAAAACGGUGAAAAUGGAGAAAAGGGAGAAAAUGACAAUCAGGGUAACCAGCAAAGGCGCUACCGUCCUAUAUUUCGCCCUCAUUACAACUAUCACCCGCGCCCACGUGGACCUCCGAGAGACCAAAAAGACGGAGAUGGAAUGGGCGGCGAGAAUCGCAACCAAAGACCUCGCAGAAAACCUUAUCGCUCGUACAAGGACAAAAUGGAGUGGGACUACGUGGUGAGACCGCGAAGCUACAAUAACAAACGUCAAGGAGGAGGAGGAGGAGGUGGCGGAGGCGGAGGCGGUGGUGGAGGUGCCGGUGGUGACAUGGGUCAAGGCCCUCGCCCACGCCCACGCUACUACAGAAAUCUUCCCCGUAACUUCGUCAGGGUAAAUAAAAACUCUCAAAGUGAGGGAGAUGCCAAGGGGAAGCAGGGAGCCCAAUCUGCUGCCAACAAUGCAAAUGAAAGCACGGCAUAA
Molecule: messenger RNA, 867 nt
Organism: Pediculus humanus corporis (human body louse)
Lineage: Eukaryota; Metazoa; Arthropoda; Insecta; Psocodea; Pediculidae
Product: Nuclease sensitive element-binding protein, putative
Exons: 4
Coding region: 1-867 (288 amino acids)
Biological process (GO): regulation of gene expression
Cellular component (GO): nucleus
Molecular function (GO): nucleic acid binding
Source: RefSeq, a predicted model, not a curated record